AUGUCUCUGAGCGUAAAGCAGUAUGCGCUACUGAUGAUCGGCAUCAUGGUCAUCUUUUGUUUAUUAGGCUGGAUAGUUCGCAGGAUUCUAGACUCGCGUUUCCAUGUCCAACUUGGUCAUCUUGGAUUUCUCUCUAUAACUGGACUAGGUUAUCAAAAAACCAAAGACAAGCAACUUAUACUGUCAGUUAAUGUUGGAAAAAUUAAGAUUCGAUUGAAGAAACCCGGCUGGAAUGUCACAACACCUUGGAUCACAAUCCAUUUCUCUGGCAUCCAUUUCAAUGUACACAAUCUGGAAGUCCUUCGAGCCUCGAAAAAGACACGAUCCGAUAGACCGAAUGCACUCAACAGACGUAUGUCUAUGAUUAAUCAGUCGCUCAAACAUAUCCCCUGGUGGUAUUCGCUUUCAAUUGUAAAGAAUAUUCUCAAGUUUACUUCAGCUAUUCCUGCCCAGCUGAUCAUGAAUGGUCUGGCUAACUAUGUGGCUAUUCAAUUCGAUGACUGCCGUUUGAGUAUCAACAACACUUGCUGUCUCUCCAUCGAUCAGCUCACUGUACAAUCCACCCUUUUUGCUGCCCUUCUUGCCAAAACACCCCAGUCACCUGGUCACCUUUCUCUUAACGAUUACCAUCAACGACAUUCUCUCAAGUGUGCUGAUCAUUUAUUCCGAGAAAAGUUUUUUGAGAUAGCUGUUACCUUGGGGACCAUCAAACUUCUUGGAUAUGAGUCCAAGAAUGGGGUUCUUAUUCCCUCUGGAAGCAGACUCGCAAUCUCAUUUCAUCUCUCAGCUGGAUGUGUAACGCUCAAGGAAGUCGAUGUCAGCCUUCAGAUGGCACCAGUUCAAAUUAAUCUCGAUUGCUUAUUAAAUUUGCGUACAAAACUUGCUCCGAAAUCAAAGGAAAAGACUUUAGGCGACCAUGCAAAUAUUGAAUCCACCAAGAAUGGAAAGCCAAAGCGAGCCAGUUCACUAAUUCUAAAGUCUUUUUCCUUUUCCCUUGAGCAUCUUUCGGUCUCUUACGAUGAUCCAUCGACGAACGUUUAUAGUAUGAUAUAUGUACAGUCGAUACAAGCAAAUGUAGCCGCUGAACGAACAGAUUGCGAAGUUACAUACGCAUGCACUGCUAGUAUUAAAGACACGGGAUUGAAACUCAUGGACGCACCAAUAUCUCUAGAAACCAAUUCAACCCAGAUCUGCAAUUUGCCUCUUCUUCAAAUCACCGCUAAUACCAAUCCCGAAGGAACUCAACAUGAGAAGUCCACGACAAAGCCUACGCUUAAAAUCCCCUUGCCUUUGUCGAAACAUCAAAGAUACCAUCUCAAGACAAAUGUAUACAUCCAAUCUUUUGCAUUUACAAUUGAUACAACCAAAAUAGAUCUUUUGCGACAAAUUAAACCAACAAAAACGACCAAGUCAACUACAAAUACUAGCCCCAUUGCUAUACCUAGUUUGGAACUCAACAUUCACUUGGAUACACCCUCGCUGAGCUUUCUCGCUGCGGAUAUAGAUAGGAGCACAAAGGUCUGUGCACAAAGCAUAGUGAUUGAUCUGACCGGAAGAUACAUUGCUUACAGCAAAAAGUCAAAAUCUUCGCCUUCUUCACCAACCAUACCUUUUGCGUCCGACCCUAGAGCGAAUUCGCCAACUCUUCGUAAACGAAACUCGAUGCGACCUUGGUCUCUUUUGUUCCAGAGACCAUGGUAUUCUAAAGAAUCUGAGGAAAUCGAAAAAUCAUUGGAAAUUGACUGGGUUUAUUCCGUAGCUGCCAGGAGUACAAUCGAUAAACUUGCUCUAAAACAAACGUGUGAGCUGUCAGAACCUGUCUUUUGCUUGAGUCAGAUUAUGUGUGUAGCUACAACUCAGCUGAAGACGACCGAAGACAUGAAAGACCUCCGAGUAAUACCAACCCUGGGAAUUGUGGAUGGUGAGGUGACUGUGGAUAAUCCUGUGUUGAAUACUUGGACAUGUAUAGGAGACAAACUUGCUUAUGUACAUUGGCUGCACGAAAUCACAAAAACAUGGAAGCAACCCAAGCAUGAACCACAUAAAGAAGUAAAUAAGCCAUUAAAUCUCGACUGGACAAAGAACUUGAGACUUUCCUUGGUCAUAACAGGGGUAACUAUUCUUGCGGAGGCUAUCGAUCCAGGCAUAAAAGGGACUGGAGAGAAGAGGCCGGGGUAUAUUGAUACUAGACCGGAAAAAGAUGUUUUGAUAUCGUUCUGGGGUAGUAUUGAGAGAUUUUCGGUAUCUUUCAAAGGAGCACAUGUAUUUGGGCAUUCGAAGAGGAGCAGUCAUCGAUACAACCUCAGUAGCGGAUCAAUCAACAUGACAUCUGACCCUAGCCAAGAAGGGACUAUGAAACGAUUGGGAUCACUCAAAGCAUCUAUUCAAAAUGCAUGUAUUAGAAGGGAAUUUCGGCCAGAAAAUGGUCCAAGGAGUCUAUCCCCUGAGAAUAGUAAACUUUUGGGGUGGUUAUCAAGAGCCAACGGCCGAGUUGAUCUUCACACAGAAUCAGGCGUCGUCUAUGCUCGGUCAGAUGUGGUUAUUAAAAAGAUCGGGGCACACUACUCUCUAGAGAAUCACUUUGCAUCCCUCAUGUUUCUCCAAGCGAUAAGAAAGAUACAGGAAAUAUUAAAGAAACCCCAAGCAACCCAGCCCACUCAUACCGCUCAUACCGUCUCGCAAAAACUCUUCAAGAUUCAGAGAAUUCAAUGUCAACUCAACCGGACAGAUUUCCAUAUUCAUCUACCAAAAAACACGCCUCUCUAUUUGCGUAUCGACGGUUUGAAAACACAAUGGCAAGAUACUCAACUGAUGGGACCUAUAAUGGUUAUUCGUAAUCUGAUGAUAUUUGGAAUGGGCGUGAAUGAUUCUGGCCGAUGGGAUCAGCUUUUGGAAGCCGAUAACCUAGACAUCACUCUUCAAAACGGUAUGGUCAAUCCAUCUGAUGGUCACCAGUUGAAGCUGUCUAAGCUUUAUUUGAGGAUACCCUAUCAAUUUGUCAUGGCUGAUAUUGUCGACAAUGCACUCAAUAUGGUUAAAGCAAUAAAGACCCUCCGCCUCCGUUUUAAAUAUGGAGAGCCUUUGACAUUCUUUGGUCCCAAGAUCAGCCCAAAUCCACUUGGAAUUCCUCGGAUGAGUAUUGUCUGUGAUAACUUUACACUAGAGCUUGAAGAUGAUCCAUUUGAGGCACGACUACGCAAAAUUUGGAGAACAGGUGUUCUUGAGCAGACUAGCCGACUAGCAUUAGAAGAUGCAUUUGAGGCAAAGGUACAAUCAGUCACUCAAACAAGUGACAAUCCCGAGACAGAUGCUCGUGUUAGUGAAGCAUUACAUGGACUUCAACACCACAAUGCAAAUUCUUGGAUCAAAAAAGUCAAUUUUUUGAUUCAGAAGGAAACUAUGGCCUACGACAAGUCGAGACAGUCUAAUUACAGAAAUCCUACGUCUGAAGCUUAUGAUGAGAUGUAUGAUGAACUAGAUAACAGCACCUCAAAAAUACCUUCACUAUUUCAUAUCCACACCAUCCCUUUACCGAGAUCUCCUCCACUUUUGAAUAUCACCGUACUUAAGACAGCAUGCAAGUUCAGCCAGCCCAGUUUUCCUUUGGAGGAUACCCGCCAAUUUGUACAUAAAAAUGGAAAAGGUAUUCCAUUAGACACACAGUUUUCUACACUUGUACCGUUCCAUGUCGAUUGGAGUGCCGGAAAGACAUGGAUCCAGAUCAGAGAUUAUCCAAUUCCUCUUAUGCAUGUUCCCCCACCGACUACAAUUGACGAUUCUACCCCGGCGUGGCUUCUCUCCGGCGAUUACGUCUUUGGUGAUGAGCUUGGCAGUAUUGAAGCAACUCGAAGUAUCAAUGUCUUGAUUGUAGAUCAAGAAAAUAUCAAUUACAAUUUCAAUGUGGCAAGAACCAGUACACCACCAAAGUUCUAUUCAAUUGUCGAUAUCAAGGUCUUUACUCAAAGUAUGACAAGUUUCUGUUGGUCAACUUCAUAUCAGCCUGCUAUUCAAGACAUCACUGGUGCCCUUGAUAAUCUGACACGUCCACCUAUCGAUCCGUCACCAAAAGUUGGAUUCUGGGACAAACUUCGGUUAAUGAUUCAUACGCAGUGUAAGCUGGGUUUUGUUGGAGGAGGCGAUGUUGCAUGUGUAAUGAAAGGAACAAGAAAUCCGUACGAUAUGAGCGACAGAGGAUUCGGAAUGUCCAUGGUUUGGCGUAAACAGGUUGAGUGGUACAUUGGACAUGACAAUCCACAAGGAGAGUUUAUGCAGUUGCUGAGCCGCGACUAUGCACUAGGUGUUCCUGAUUUGCUUCGUGGAGGAUAUGCAUUCCUAAACUUGCUGCCAGAAGGACAACCCCAGUAUGAAGCAAGUAUCUUAUCUUCUGGAGCCUCGUCAAGUGGAACUAGCUCUAGGCAAGGUCGCCCAUCUGCUUGGUCCGACUCUCGCGAACCAUCUCUGAAUACAUCUGAAGAUGAAAAAGAGUUGAGAUUUUCCAAGAUCCUUUUGAAGCUAUCCGGUGGUAUCUGUAUGGGUAUUGGAUGUCACUUAGAGCGAGUAUGCUCUCCAAACUUGGACGGGUGUGGCUGUCAAGGAAACGCAAUGGAAGAUCGCAAAUGUCGACUUCUUCAUUUCUUACCCCAUUAUAAUGUUAAAUUCAUGACACCUAGCGCAGUUGAGAAACUAGGGGAUUCAGACAACUACGAUGCGUAUGCUGGUUUCCGUUCCCAUUUCAUUCAUUUCUCUAUCAGUAUCGUAAAGCUAAAGAUUGAGGAAGACAAGGAAGCUGAUCUCGAUGUAGUUUCUAUGAACUCUAUGCACUUAACUCCUAAUACCCUUGAUCAUUUUGGUGCUUGGUUCAGACUUUUUGGUGGUGCAAUGAAUUAUCCAACUCGUAGUGGUACACUUUACCCAAAACUGGAUGUCCGGCCAACAAAGAAAUUUAGCAAGCACAUGAGUACAAUGAAGUACAAGAUUAUGGUUGGCCCACUUAUGAUUGGUUAUUUUUACAAAGAUGAAAAUGAACCUGGGAGCAGUUUAUCUGUCGAUGAUUUGGGAGAUUGUGUUGGUCUCAAGGCUCUUGUGAGUAGUUUUAACGUCGAUAUGCACCAGCGUAGGGAGGUUGUUCAUCAAACAGGCCUCAAUGUUGAUAACAAACAACUCAAGGCAAACUGGCCAUUACAUGAAGCCGAAGUUCAAUUGAAGAACGUUGAUAUGAGAGCAGUCAGAGCCAGUUAUAGAAAGAAGCAGCCCAUGGAAGAUAUAAUUGGAGAAUCUGGGUUGCCAUCAAGUACCAUAGAUACAUCAAGUGUAUUUAGCAGUGACAGUAGCCGGGCAGAUUGCUUUGAAGACUGGGAUGAGAAGUCAAACGAAGACAGUACACCCCCAGAGUGGGUAGACUUAGACGAUUUUGUGGAAUUACACAUGCCAACACCAAAAGUCGAACCCAAAGUCCAAGUACUUCCCUUUGCUUUUUCGCCAUACCUGUAUUAUCUUAAGCAAAAUAAUCGAGAUGAUGUAGAGAAAUACCGAUACUUACAUAAAACACAUGAUUGUAUAUUGGGAACUGCUGUUGAAACUCGUGAGGUGCAGAUGUCUCUCUUGCAGGAGCGCAGCGAUAAUAUUGAUCUUCAGAUCCGCAAGCAUCAAGCUCGUUUACACAACGUAGAAUCUAGACUCUCUGGCCGCUCUGAUGACAAUGACCUGCUGAACGAGUCGCGUGCUAUUGUAGAAAAGACGGAAAUGCUGUUUGAAAAGCGAGGCAUAUUACAACGUUAUCUCAGGGAGCUGUCGACUGAAUCUAUGCCAAAUGUAGCCCACAAUGGACACACCGAUACAGCAGCAUAUUCAAGUUCGAUGAUCUUUGGGCACGACUCUCUUAUGAAGUGGGAGAACUUGAUGGGCUAUUUUAGACAGCGUUAUAUUGUUCACAAUGCCCAGAUUCUUUGGAACAACUCGAUCCGAAAUAUUAUAUACCACCUACUAGAUGUUCAGGCGCACAAGCGUGCUCUAACAUACUACAUGUCUGCGCGUGCUGUAAAGUUUCUUCGAGACAUGAAUGAGACUCAUCGUCAAAACCAGCGCAAUGAGAUGGGCGGAUCGGAAGAAAAUGAAAGCAAUAGUGGGAUUCAGAUGGCCCAAGAAUUGAUUGAGAAAUUACUUGCUGACCAAAAGAAUAUCUACGCGGCUAAUGAAACAGAAGGAACUUCGAAGGACACAAGAAGAGGAAGUGGAUUUUCGGAAACAAGCAAUAAGAAUGUUAAUGAUCCAGAGGCUCACAUAAACAGUAUCCCAUCAGGCUAUCUUAUGAAGAGUGGAUAUUUAAUUGACCUGUUAAAUCCGCAGAUUAGUCUCCAAAGUGAUGCCAACCCAGACAGCCUUGUUCUCAUGUCCAACCAGAGAAUGCAAGUCAAGGGUUUUAAUAUUGUCGAUGCGAGCGAAUCGGAGGCUGAUAUGGAGCUUGUUAAAGACCGGACGAUUGUGAGUAUCGACAAUGCCCAAUUUUUUGUCGCCAAGAAGGAACAGUUUGAAACAGUUGAUCUACUUCUGGAUAAUCACUAUGGAGCCAAAGAUAACGAACAUUGGUUGACUUGGAUUCCUUCGGAAAUGUUGAUUAAUUAUGUAAAAUUGUCUGAUAAGUUCCAGCGCGUUGGUACCAAAUUGACUGCAACAAUUCAAUACGACAAGUACAACCCACUCCGAAUGAAGGCUAAGCUUUACUCCAGUAUUACUCAAAUCCAUCCUUUUGAAGACAGAUGUGAUACCGUUCUACUCAAUUUUCCUAAAUUGGCCUUGACGGCGAACUCACAGCAAUACAAUGCGAUGUAUGAGGUUGCGGUUGAUCUACUGCUAUAUAAAGAGCCAGCCAAAAAAGAAAGACUUGCUCGUCUUCGUGAGAUUAUGAUGGCAGCAGACAGAGGAGAUCCAUGUGAGAUCACAAGAAAAAUUGAAAAUCUUCAGAACCGAAUCCGCCGUCUGACAAAAACCAGGGACCAUUAUAGACAAAAGGUAGCUUACUUGGAUGAAUCACAAAUGGACAAAUUUCAAGAUAUACGAACUACAUUGUACGAGCUACGUGAAGAACUCUUUCUGGGUAUGGAAGCUAUCAAGAUUACUCAGACUAGUAAACGAAGCAACGAUCAUGAGCCCAUCACAAACCUCAAGUUUGUUUUCUCGGCCGAAAAAGUUAUCUGGGAAAUGUUGACCGACAAUGAUACGCCGCUUUCUGAAUGGAACUUAACAAAUACAACAUUUAUUCUGAUCAACAGAGAAGAUCACUCAAGCACUAACACACUUGAAGUCGACCUACUCCAUGUCACCAACCGCACUAUACCACCCGUAUUUACGGACAUCAUCGGUCCUUACGCAGAUCCUCGUAAGGUGCAUGAUUUCUCUCGACAUAAGAUGAUUCGCUGUUAUAUUUCCUCUCUUGCACCUGUCGGUGGUAUUCCUGUCAUUCAGCAUCUAGAGAUCAAUCUGUCUCCUGUUAAAGUUCAAAUGACCUAUGAUUUUGGAAAAGCCAUGGCUUCAUAUAUAUUCCCUCCGGAAAGGCGGAUAAAGCAGCCGGAUACAGUUGGAACUAUUUCUCUUUCGCCUUCUUCUCAAAAUCUUGCAGAAAUGGAAAAUGGAUCAGGAGAGAAUGAAAGCAUACAAAAUUUGGAUACAAAAUCUGUCGACAAAGAUUCACUUCGAAACGCCUCUAACACAAAGUUUUUGGAUAGCGGGAAAAAUACAGGGGCUGAUAGUAUCAAGACAGUUGAUAUUUCUUACAUGCCAAAAGAUAAUGGAGAUUUAGACACACCAGACACAUCUUCUAUAGUGUCUGCACCUCCGACCACUGGAAAGAAAGGGAAAAAAAUAAAUAAAUCAAAACUGGAUAGAAAAGGGGCAACCGAUGAUCUAACGGUCAUGAAGAAUCGUGCAUCAAACAAUCGUGCAUUUAUUCUAGUCAAAAUACCAGGUGCAAAGCAUUGCUUGAGCUAUCAGGGUCCGAAAGAAAAGAACAUUGAAGAUUUGCGUGAUUUCGUGUUUCAACAACCUAAUCUUGAGUACCGGAACAAAACAUGGUCAUGGUUUGAGCUCAUGUCAAACAUAAAGAAAGAUUUUAUGCGUGCAGCUUUAUUGAACAACAGUCCUGCGCUGAUCAAAGAAAAGCUGACAAUUAGACGUCAUCCGCGUGAUAGUACGAAGAAUAUAGAUACUACAUCAUCCAUACAAAGCAGUUCUUCUAUUAUUGAAGAAAGUGGGUUUUGUGAUAGUCAAAUGAAACCCCAAGGAUUAUACGAAGGAGACGAUUUGCUUGAGUUAACUGAGAGCUCCCGGGAAGAGGAAGAGCAUGAACUUGAUAAGGAUGCUGUGUCUUUGCAUUCAAGCAAUUCUCAGGAAGCUGGGUGGGAAGCCGAGGCACCCACGGACACAAAGACAGCGCGUCGCGUGCUUCCAUGGGCACGAAGAUUUAGAAAAACAAAGACCUCUGUGAACCCAACUGAAACAGUUGAACCAUUACAACAUGAUAUACCCGUGCGCGUAGAGGAUGAUCUUGGUUGCCAAAAAGGCACAGCUAACCACCGUCGCAGUAUAGGCGGUAUCAAUAUUCCUCCUCGUUGCGAAAAGAAUAUUGCCCCGGCUCCUAACGAUGAGGAAUUGGCAAGCAAAGGAAGAAUGCUGCUUGGAAAAUACUACAGCGGGCCUUCACACACACACACGAUGUCAAAAUUCAAGGGAAAACUGUCACAUAAACCUUCGAGUGUAAAAAGUUCUUGCAGUGCAGGCAAGGGUUUGUAG
Messenger RNA from Phycomyces blakesleeanus NRRL 1555(-), 8784 nucleotides. RefSeq lists its product as hypothetical. The transcript has 7 exons. Bases 1 to 8784 code for a protein of 2927 amino acids. The record is from RefSeq and is a predicted model, not a curated record. NCBI's taxonomy places the organism in Eukaryota, Fungi, Mucoromycota, Mucoromycetes, Mucorales, Phycomycetaceae.